AUGCCCACUUAUGUGAAAUUCAUGAAAGAAAUUCUUUCAAGAAAAAGGAAGCUAGAAGAGUUUGAGACUGUUGCUCUUACACAAGAGAGCAGUCAAUAUUUGCUUAGUAAGAUACCUCCUAAACUAGGAGACCCACAAAGUUUUACAAUCUCAUGUACCAUAGGAGACCAUUACAUAGGCAGGACAUUGUGUGAUUUAGGUGCUAGUAUCAAUUUAAUGCCUUUGAGUGUGUACAAAAAACUGAAAGUAGGAGAGCCUAAUCCUAACACUAUCACUUUACAGUUGGCUGAUAGGUCCCUAGUUUAUCCUGAAGGGAAGUAG
Molecule: messenger RNA, 321 nt
Organism: Gastrolobium bilobum
Lineage: Eukaryota; Viridiplantae; Streptophyta; Magnoliopsida; Fabales; Fabaceae
Exons: 1
Coding region: 1-321 (106 amino acids)
Source: RefSeq, a predicted model, not a curated record